AUGCUGGGCUCGUUGAGGGCAGCGACGACGAUGCCGCGUUCGCGGAUUACCGCAGGUUCGUCAUCUAAGACGUCGGCUGCCAUCCUGCGUGCAGCCGCGUUUUCGACGACAACGGCGCGCCGCCAGGCCACGCCGGCGCCAGAGCCACCAAAGAUGGUUAAGUUGACCGUGGACGGCAAGGAGGUGGAAGUCGAACAAGGAACAGCUUUAAUUCAGGCCUGUGAAAAGGCUGGAGCUACCAUCCCACGCUUCUGUUACCACGAGCGCCUCAACGUGGCGGGUAACUGCCGUAUGUGUUUGGUUGAGAGCAAGGGUGCGCCUAAGCCGCUUGCAUCGUGCGCAUUCCCUGCUAUGCCUGGACAGCAGAUCUUCACUGACUCGCCUGUUGUAGCCAAGGCCCGCGAGGGUGUCAUGGAGUUUUUGCUCAUGAACCACCCGCUUGACUGCCCUAUUUGCGACUGGGGUGGUGAGUGUGACUUGCAGGACCAAUCGAUGCGCUACGGUAAAGAUCGUUCGCGUUUCCAUGAGACGACUGGAAAGCGUGCAGUGGAAGACAAGUACCUCGGUCCGCUUGUCAAGACCGUGAUGACCCGUUGCAUUCAAUGCACUCGCUGUGUGCGUUACGCCCACGAAGUCGCUGGUGUGCAGGAUAUGGGUACGACGGGCCGUGGUAACCAAAUGCAGAUCGGCAUGUAUGUCGAAAAGAUGUUCGAUUCAGAAAUGUCUGGAAACAUGGUCGACCUUUGCCCCGUCGGUGCGCUGACGUCGCGUCCGAAUGCGUUCCAGGCCCGCCCAUGGGAACUGAAGAAAAUCGAGUCGGUGGAUGUGCUGGACGCUGUUGGCUGCAACAUCCGUGUGGACGCCCGCGAGCUGCAGGUAAUGCGUGUGCUGCCUCGCACAAAUGACGACGUGAACGAAGAGUGGAUUAACGACAAAACGCGCUACGCUUGCGAUGGUCUUAAGUACCAGCGCCUGACCGUGCCUUUGAUCCGCCAGGGCGAUCGCUUUGUACCUGCUUCUUGGCCAGAGGCUCUGGAGGCUGUGGCUGAUGGUCUUAAGCAGAGUGGCGCUAAGGGCGAUGAGAUUCAGGGUGUGGCCGGCGCACUGGCUGAUGCCGAAUCGAUGACGGUGCUCCGUGAUUUGGUCCAUCGCCUGGGCUCAGAAAACCUCGUAACGGAUGAGCCUGUGGGCGAUAGGGCCCCUGUCCAUGGCGUGGACAUUCGUUCGAACUUUGCUUUCAACACGGGCAUUGCCGGCCUGGAUGAGGCUGACUUUGUGAUCCUCAUUGGAACGAACCCUCGCCACGAGGCUUCGAUCAUCAAUACACGUCUGCGUAAGGGCUAUCUGCACAACGGUUUGGACUUGGCCCUGAUCGGUGAGAAGGUCGACCUGACAUAUGACUACGACCACCUUGGCACGGACGCCAAGGCCGUCGAGGAGCUAGCGGCCGGCAAGGGCUCGGGUGCUGAGCGUCUGAAGCUUGCCAAGAAACCCUUGGUGAUUGUGGGCAGCGGUGUAGCAGACCACCCUGAUGGUGCUGCCAUACUUAAGAACGUGUCCAAGCUGAUUCUGAACAACAAGGACAAGUUCCUUACGUCUGAGUGGAACGGCUUCAACUUCAUGCACCGCGCUGCCUCGCGUAUGGCUGCGCGUGAGAUGGGCUACCAGGGCAGCAGCUCGCGCACGUCAACCAAGCCGAAGUUCAUGUACUUGCUGAACGCAGAUGACAUCUCUGCGACUAAGAUCCCCCAGGAUGCAUUUGUGGUGUACCAGGGCCAUCACGGUGAUGUCGGCGCGCAAUUCGCCGACGUUUGUCUACCCGGCCUUGCCUACACAGAAAAGAGCGUCACAUAUAUGAAUACCGAAGGCCGUACGCAAUUGACGCGCACCGCUGUGUCUGGCGCCGGUGCUGCGCGUGAUGACUGGAAGAUAUUGCGUGCACUCUCUGAAGUGGUGGGCUCGACGUUGCCAUAUGACGAUGUCACGGCUGUGCGCGACCGUAUGCACGAAAUCUCGCCCGCGCUUGUACGCUACGACGCAUGUGAACCCACUAGUGUUGAAGUGGCGACGGUGGGUCUUGAACAGCUUGCCUCAUCGCAGGCCAAGGCAUCUGGUGCCCCGCUGCAUCUGCCUAUUGAUAACUUCUACCAGACGGACCCAGUGUCGCGUGCUUCGCCUACGAUGGCCAAGUGUGUCCAGGCUUUUGUCCUAAAGACGCCUUCGUUCCAGGAAAAGUGGUCUACGGCUCCAUCGGCCUCGCCAUAA
This is a messenger RNA of Malassezia restricta, 2265 nucleotides long. Its product is annotated as NADH dehydrogenase (ubiquinone) Fe-S protein 1. Gene Ontology annotation, cellular component: membrane. Gene Ontology annotation, biological process: ATP synthesis coupled electron transport. The transcript has 2 exons. The record is from RefSeq and is a predicted model, not a curated record. Gene Ontology annotation, molecular function: NADH dehydrogenase (ubiquinone) activity; iron-sulfur cluster binding. Lineage: Eukaryota; Fungi; Basidiomycota; Malasseziomycetes; Malasseziales; Malasseziaceae. Bases 1 to 2265 code for a protein of 754 amino acids.